AUGUCUGCCCGUCCUCAGAACAUUGGUAUCAAGGCCAUUGAGGUCUAUUUCCCUUCUCAGUGUGUCGACCAGGCCGAGCUCGAGAAGCAUGACGGUGUCAGCGCGGGCAAAUACACCAUUGGUCUCGGCCAGAACAAGAUGAGCUUUUGUGAUGACCGUGAGGACAUCUACUCCAUGGCCCUGACCACCCUCUCCUCCCUCCUCAACAAGUACAACAUCGAUCCCAAGUCCGUUGGCCGUCUCGAGGUGGGCACCGAGACUCUGCUGGACAAGUCCAAGUCUGUCAAGUCUGUGUUGAUGCAGCUUUUUGCUCCCUCCGGCAACACCAACAUUGAGGGUGUUGACAACGUGAACGCUUGCUACGGUGGUACCAACGCCGUCUUUAACUCCAUCAACUGGCUCGAGUCCUCGGCCUGGGAUGGCCGUGACGCAGUGGUCGUGGCGGGUGACAUUGCCCUCUAUGCUGCUGGUGCUGCCCGCCCUACCGGCGGUGCUGGUUGUGUGGCCCUCCUGAUCGGCCCUGAUGCUCCUAUUGUCUUCGAGCCCGGUCUUCGUGCCUCUUACGUCACCCACGCCUACGAUUUCUACAAGCCCGACCUCACCAGCGAGUACCCCGUUGUCGACGGCCACUUUUCCCUCAAGUGCUACACCGAGGCCGUUGACGCCUGCUACAAGGCUUUCAACGCCCGUGAGCAGACUCUGAAGGCUACCAACGGCGCCCUUGAGGAGUCCCAGACCGGCCUCGACCGCUUCGACUACAUUCUUUUCCACGCUCCCACUUGCAAGCUUGUGCAGAAGUCCUACGCUCGGAUGCUCUACAAUGACUUCCUCGCGAACCCUACUCACCCCGCCUUCGUCGAGGUUGCCCCCGAGCUGCGUGACAUUGACUACGAGUCCUCCUUGGUCGACAAGGCUAUCGAGAAGACCUUCAUGGCUCUGACCAAGAAACGGUUUGCUGAGCGUGUUCAGCCUGGUCUCCAGGUCGCCGGGCUCUGCGGUAACAUGUACACUGCCACUGUCUACGCUGGUCUUGCCAGCUUGCUUAGCCACGUGACUUUCUCCCCCAGCGAGCCCAAGCGUAUUGCUUUCUUCAGUUACGGAAGUGGUCUUGCCUCUUCUCUGUUCAGUGCUAAGAUCGUGGGUGAUGUCUCCCAGAUGGUUGAGAAGCUGAACCUGAAGAGCCGCCUGGACAACCGCACUGUUCUCGAGCCCAAGGCUUACGAUGAGAUGUGCAAGCUCCGCGAGCACGCUCACCUGCAGAAGAACUUUAAGCCCUCUGGCAACCCCGAGACCUUGCAGCCCGGCACCUACUACCUCACUGAGGUGGAUGACAUGUUCCGCCGCAAGUACGAGGUCAAGGCCUAA
This is a messenger RNA of Penicillium chermesinum, 1365 nucleotides long. RefSeq names its product hydroxymethylglutaryl-CoA synthase (gene erg13). Bases 1 to 1365 code for a protein of 454 amino acids. The transcript has 3 exons. NCBI's taxonomy places the organism in Eukaryota, Fungi, Ascomycota, Eurotiomycetes, Eurotiales, Aspergillaceae. Gene Ontology annotation, molecular function: hydroxymethylglutaryl-CoA synthase activity. Gene Ontology annotation, biological process: acetyl-CoA metabolic process; ergosterol biosynthetic process. The record is from RefSeq and is a predicted model, not a curated record.